This is a messenger RNA of Lolium perenne, 4379 nucleotides long. Its product is annotated as probable disease resistance protein At1g61300. Gene Ontology annotation, molecular function: protein binding; ATP hydrolysis activity; ADP binding. The record is from RefSeq and is a predicted model, not a curated record. Lineage: Eukaryota; Viridiplantae; Streptophyta; Magnoliopsida; Poales; Poaceae.
AUCAAUUACAGAUGAGGGACGAAGACGCUUAACCUACCAGAUUCAGAAGUAUACUAAUCAGCAACUAGCGUCAUGAAACUAAUCCUUCUCAACCUGCUAGUCUAAUCAAGCAUACGUUUCCAUCUAACAGGGUUAAUUAUUUCAGAUACGGCGUAGGAGUUAGGACAACUAUUGUAGGAGUAUAUGUUUGAUCAUCCUUUUCAGCAGUUAGGACAACUCGAUAUGACCAUACUAUUAUCUUGCUGUGUGACGAUGUGCACUUCUCUCCGGUGAAUCCCUCCGCAUAUUGUCUCUCUCCUCUCCUCUCCUCCCCGCCAUAGGAUUUCUUAGUCGCCGGCUCGCCGCCACCGUGCCGCCCUUCGGGGACGUCAGGGCCAAAACGACCAGUAGCUGGCUAGCUGCCGCAGCUAAGCUGCGGAAGGCCGCCCCUCUCCAUCGAUCUGACUAGCACACCGGCGAUUGGCCCGGCGCCGGCGGUGGCGGACAGGUGGUGGUAGUACUGCGGGGCCGUCAGCACCUUCACGCCCUUCCCGGCAGAGAACCACCGCCGGGAGACGUUCUCCGCACCGCCGGCCUGGAGUAUUCUUGCGCCCAGCGGCAGAUUGCCUCUGUUUGACUGAUUUGCCCAGCGACACCUACCAGCCUGAAUCGGGGCAGAUUAUUGUCUCUUCUUCGGUUAAAAUGGAAGCAGUGGCACCUUGCGGUGGUUGGUGCGGAGCUGCUAUCAACACGAUCAUAACUCCAUUCUAUAAUCGUUUUGCAAAACAUGUAUUAUAUUGCUUCACCGCUGGCACAAGCGUGAGGGAGCACAGGAUAAAAACUGAGGAUUUGAUACGCAAACGGGCAGGGGUCCAAGAGACGUUUCGAGCUAACGGGAAUUCCUUGGACGCCGUGCUAAGAGAACAGACAAGAUUAUGGCUGGAAUCAACGGAUAGAGUUGUAUCUAAUGAAGCGGCAAACCGUCUGCGGUACACUCAGAGGUACCGAUUGUGUGGGUGCUGCUCCCCAAAUUGCUCGGGAAACUAUAAGAUCAGUAAGCGAGCGGUUGAGGAACUGGAAGAGGUGAAAUCACUUCUUGGUAGUGUACCAGAUGAUAAUAAUAUCACACGUGCGCCAGAUGCAUGUCCUGUCGAGCGUAUGCUUGUAGAUCCUGCUCCAAUACCGCCAAGCAGAGAGGUUAUUCUUGAGGAUGCUCUCCGGUUCAUUAAGAGCAAUGAUCCCAAUGAGCGGAUAGUUGGAAUGUGGGGUCCAGACAAAGAUGAUAACACAAAUCUCCUCAAGAAGAUCAACAAUUCAUUUCUUGAACAAAAUCUCUUCGAUUUUGUUAUCUUUGUUCCAAGCCCUAGUGAUUGCUCGGUAACAAAUAUUCAAUCUGAAAUCAUAAGCAGGCUCGGUAUGAAGCAGGAUGGUAAUGUGGCAACUCGAGCCACCAGGAUACGUGAACAGCUCGAGAACAAAAAUUUCCUACUGAUUGUGGAUGACCUCUGUCAGAAUCUGGACCUUCGAGCGGUUGGCGUUCCAUAUCCUCUUGGAUUCGUGGGAGAGAAGAAGAGGAAAAUGGUAAUCAUGUCACUAUCAGGAUACAGAUCCGUAGGUAAUCUGAUGGGUGUGGACAAAGAUAUUGAACUGCCUAUUUUGCAAGAGGAGGAAGCGCGCGAGCUAUUUAGACAUUCAAUAAAUUACCAAGGGGAUCUUUAUUCUAAUCCCAACAUCGGGCCACAUGCUACUAAUCUGGUACGGGCAAUAAAUGGGCUGCCAUCGGAACUGGUACGUUAUGGGAAGGCAAUGCAUCGAAUAAUGGAUGCAAGGUCCUGGAAAGGUGCUAUAGAUGAUGCAGCAAGUAAAUUUUCUAGGUCACGUUCGAUAGAAGAAACUCUCCGUCUCAUUGAGGAUGAUCCCAUCUUGGGUGUAAUUGGAAUCUGGGGUCCAGGUGGAGUGGGAAAAACACAUCUUCUGAAAAAAAUCAAAGGCUUUUUCAGAGGAAGGAUGACUGUUAUAUGGGUGACAGCCUCCAGCCAGUGUUCAGUGUCGAAGGUCCAAACUCAAAUUUUAGAUGAGCUCAAACUGAAAGGUGAUGGUAAUGUGGGAAACCAAAGUGGUAUAAUUCAUGACUUUCUGGAGAAUAAAAGCUUUCUGUUACUGUUGGAUGACCUUUGGGAAAGAAUUGAUCUGGAAACAGUUGGCUUGCCACUUCCCCUUGGAAUUGAACCUUUGAGCAAACUCAAGAGAAAAGUUGUGCUCACAACAAGAUUUACAUCCGUUUGUGGUGGGAUGGAGGUGAAAAAACAGAUUCAAGUUCCAUAUCUGCAGGAGAUUGAGGCAUGGGAGCUAUUCAGAGAGAAGGUCGGAGACGAAACUAUUUUUUCUCCUGGUAUUGAAGAUCGUGCAAGAAUACUUGUGACUGAAAUGAAGGGCUUGCCUUUAGCUUUGGUAACUGUGGGAAGGGCAAUGUAUGGAAAAUUUCGUCCGGAUCAAUGGGAUUCUGCCAUCCAGCAUAUGAAAAAGUCAUGCUGCAUUGACACAAAUGAAGACCCACUGAAGAUGGAGGAAGAAGUUUUCAGAAAGAUCAUGUUUAGCUAUGAUAACUUGAAAAGCGAGAGACUGAAGAACUGUUUCUUGACUUGUGCACUAUGGCCAGAGGAUCAUAAGAUUCAUAGGGAAGAGCUCGCUCAAUGCUGGAUUGGCUUAGGUCUAGUGGAUGUGGGGGACAUACAAAGUCCCUACACAAAAGCUUAUAGUCUGAUGAGCGACCUUACAGGUGCAUGUCUGUUAGAGGGCGUUGGAGAAUUGAAUUAUCGUGUCAAACUACAUGAUGUGAUUCGUGAUAUGUCUUUAUGGAUCUCUUGUGGCUGCGGUAAGAACAAUGGCAAGUGGUUUGUCAGUGCUGGAGUUGGGCCAGAUGAAAAUUUUGGCAUCCCUUGGAGGAGUGCAGAAUACAUUUCAUUAAUGUUCAAUGACAUGAAGAAACUUCCUUCUGUUGGUUAUCCGCUGGAACUGAGGGUGUUAUGCCUUCAUAGAAAUAAUUUGGAUGAAACAAUAAUAGGUGGAGUACUUGUGAAUUGCACUAAACUGACAUAUCUGGACUUGAGCAAUAAUGAACUCAAGGGGAUACCUGAAAGCUUAUGUCACCUGACAGAAUUGAAGCAUCUCGAUUUGUCAUUUAAUGGAGGGAUACAGGAAGUGCCUCACAGCUUUGGAAACCUCAUUAAGCUCAAGUUCAUGUACCUGCAGCGCACUCGCAUAAAUAUAAUACCAGAGGAGGUCAUAUCUAGACUUGAAGCAUUGGAAAUAAUACACGUGGAUCUUAUGUGGGUGUCUGAUUCUAUCAGAUCUAAUGUAUUUAGAGAGUUGGGCACACUUAAUCACUUGAAAGUUGUUGGUACAUCAGUAGGACUUCUGGAUGCAUGGACAUCACUUCAUGAUGUGGCUGACCUACCCAUCCGGUCUUUAAGUCUGGUACCAUCUGCUAAAAAAGGGGAAUUCCAUCUCUAUGAUAUUCUAUCAUUGAACUUCGCACAAACGACCUUGUGUGAACUGACUAUUGCAGGCGACAUAGAUGCGAUAGAUAUAACAUUAAUACAGAGGCCUGGACAACAACCCUACAGUUUUGGUAUUCUCAGUGACCUGACCAUGAUUCGUUUGGAAGCACUGACAACAGCAAAAUGGAUGGGAACAUCUCCAGCAUCUGUAUUUCCAAGACUCACUUGUUUGACAGUGAUAGCCUGCACCAAGCUAGAGCACCUGUCUUGGGCGAUGUAUCUGCCUUGCCUUGAAAAACUCGAUGUACGAAUCAAUGAUAGCAUGCACAAGGCUUUUACAAGUUAUCAUGCUGACAACGUGUGGAGUGGACAAGAGAGUUUCCAGACAUUUCCUUGCCUCAAGCACAUUUUUCUUUGGGUCUGCAAUUCGCUGGUCACUAUUGCAGAUCCCAAUGUGACAUUCCCAUCCCUAGAGGUGCUGAAGAUUGAAGGUUGUCCGAAGCUGAAGAAGCUUCCUUUUGACAUGGUCAGCUUGCCACAAAGUCUGAAGGUUCUACAUAUGGAUACAAAAUCCUGGGAGCAAUUGGAACUGGAAGAAGGUGUCAAAUAUUUCCUUCAACCCAAGCUUCGUAUAUCUAAAUAACAUGAGCAAUCUGUCGAUUCCAUUCCAUGUUUCUAUCUGGGCUCAAACAAAGAUAGGCAAAGGUAUCAUCAUCUCGUCUGGAAGUGUUACCAGGCAUGUGUUGUGUUGUGUCUUUGCUCUGCAUUUUCCUUUCCCUCUAUUUGAGGUUCAGUUUCGUCAGGUCCUAUGUUGUGAGCUGGACCAAAGUAUUGCCACUGACGUGAUGUGUUCUUUUCGGGGUUUUUUUUUUUGAAUCCAAAUAGCAAAGGUUUGUGUGU